This is a messenger RNA of Linnemannia hyalina, 3435 nucleotides long. The record is from the annotation of a GenBank genome assembly. NCBI's taxonomy places the organism in Eukaryota, Fungi, Mortierellomycota, Mortierellomycetes, Mortierellales, Mortierellaceae.
AUGGAGCACCCUCAACAGCCUCUGGACUUGCGCCAGUUCCAGCCUGCUUCUCAACAACAACAACAACAACAACAACAGCAACAUCAACAUCAACAACAGCAACAACAACAACAGCAACAACAACAACAGCAACAGCAACAACAACAACAACAACAACAACAACACCAUCAGCAGCAGCAACAUCAACAUCAGCUCCAACACCAACAACAACAGCAACAGCACCCCAUGUCCCAUUCUCAGGCUCUGUCCCAGGCCCAGGCUCAAUCGCUGUCCAUGGAGUCUGCUCACCCCUAUCAUGUCACCCUCACCUCAAUGACCUCUGCCACUUUGCCCACUAUGGAGACCAGUAUCCACGCCCAGACCAUGUCUCACGCAAACACCGUCACGCCAAGACCGCUCUGGCUCGAAAGCCAAGGCCAGGGUCUCACUCAUCGAGCAUCCUUCCACUCUCUCUUGUCCAUGGGAAGCAGAGAGGACCGACUCCGAGCUCGUCAGGAUCGUGGCAGCAUCAUCAGUCUGGCCUCUACAGUCGGUGACGAUUCACCUUCAGACUUUACCCACUUUGACUUUGAGCACCCCGUCGGCGAUCUUCAUUCUCAACAGAGCUCAUCCGGUGGUGGUCUAGGAUAUGAAAAUGACGAAUACGACCACCACGGAAUCGGGACAGGAUUAGCCAUGAUGAGCUUUCUGGACUUUAUGCCUCAGUCGCGGUCGAGCCCGGGAGACAAUAGCGCUGAUGGCGAUGUGAGAAGCGCACAACCCUCCAGGAGUAAUAGUGUCAUCCUCGAUGCCGAUACCGCCAACAUGAUCCGGAUGAGCUCGAUAUUUUCGAUGGGAGAGGAGCCACUCCACCUUCAGCCUGAACAAUACAGCAGCACCAGCAGCAACAAUAGCAACCACGGUUCGGCGCAAAUGCACCCAUUGUCAAAGGAGUCAUCGUCUGACUUGUCACUGGAGCAGUCUGGUCAGAUCCCUGGUCAACAUCCUAACGAGACAGAGGGCAUGUUGCCGUCCAUCUGGUCCAACAAUUCGGUGGAUAUGAUGUCAGCCUCUGUCCAUCCCUUUUCGAUGCCUGCCUACGAGAACAAGUCACACCCGCUUUCCAACUCUUCGGACCCGACACUCCUGGAGAACAAUGGCGGCAACGAGCAGGGAUCAUUGGAGCACGCACGACCAGGAUUCCAGUCAUCGAUGCCGCCAGCCUUCACCAACUCGUCUGGUUACUUUGUAAACAACGACGCCCCUAUUCCUCCUUUGACAACUCACAUAUCUAUGGCCAACCUCGUUCAGCAACAGCAAGCACACCAGCAUCAACAGCAGCAACUCCGUCUUCAACAACAGGCCCAUCAGCAACAACUACAGCAUGCUCAGCACCAACAGGCACUGCAACAACAACAGAUGCAUCAACAGCGAAUUCAUCUCCGGUCCCAAACACUGGCAGCAUCGCAGUCGCCCCAUGUCCGCAAUCUGUCAAGUCCGGGUGUCGAGUACGCCAAGAGCCCUCAUUCGUUGACGCCGCCAUUGCACCCACAGCAGCAGCAGUUGAACCAAAAAAUGUACGGCACCCCAACUGGUGCCCCGACCUUUGCGGCAGGCAAGGCCGCUGCACGAGUCCGGAACAGAACCAUCAGUAGUCCUGCUGGAUCCUUCCAGUACUCUCCCUCCAGCAUGGGCUCGACUCCCACCAGCAUUCAAAUGACACGGCCUCCUUCGGGUCUGUCCUUUGGUCCCAUCCCCGUCCGGGAACGCAAGCGGUCGUUGAUGGAUGCCAACGUGGCGCAGGGUCUGGAUCAAGUACGUCAGUCGCUCCCGGGAGUGAACCAGCAGUCCUCAGCACUACCUUCAUCGGACAACAGCCAUUUAACGACACCCUCGGGCACCAGUAGUGGUAUCAGCAGUGGCGAUGACAAAGGACCCAAUCACUCGCCCUUCCACAUUAAACAGGAACCCAACCUGGAUCACAACUUGAUUGGUUUAGGGUUAGGCGCCGCCAACAACAAUAACGACAACAGCGCCGCUUCUCCUGAGGAAAAUUACCAUCGCAAGCGGACAAAAUCCGUCGACAUGUACAGCAGCUAUAUGGGAUCUCUCAACUCGUUCAACCCUCCAAUAACGACAGCCGAGAUGGGAUCGUCUGGUCUCUCAGGUACCGCCAAUCAAGGCACGUCGGUCCAGAACUGGCAGCCACCAGAUAUGGCACUCCACCUCCAGGUCUACCAUAACAGCAUCAACAACAUGAACAAUGGUCUCGGCUCGGUGAUGCCCCCAGCGUCAGUUCCUUUGCACAUGCAGAUGAACGGUCAAGGAGUCCAUCCCCAUCACGUCUCGGCUGCAGGUGGCCCAAUAGGCAGCGAGUCCAACUUGUAUCAGCUCUCGAACAUGCCCUUGACUGAGCCUGUCCACACUCUUCGCCACUCGAUCUCGCAUGAUCGCAUGGACCCCAGCUAUGGUUUGCCUCCACAGCAAUUGAAUGGAGGAGUUACCGGAGCCAAGGCCAAGGCCAAACCCAAGGCGACCAAGGCUGCGGGCAAGGGCGGCAAGGCCAAGGGUCGAUCCAUGUCAAUGGGCGAUGCCUUGGAUCCCGAGGCUGUCGCCGGGUUGGUCAACGGUUUCACAGGCAACAAUGCUGGAGCGAGUGGAGCCGAUGCUGGAGCCAGUGUUGGAGGUGAAGACGAGGAAGGCGGUGCUGGUUUUGACGAUGCUUCCGGUACCGCUACCGGCGCAAAUGGAUUGGAAUUUGAAGGCAGCGAGCUCCAUGGCGACCCCACAGCCAGGAAGCAGAAGCUGCGAUACGAGGGCGACCAGUACACACCUCAAUGGGUCCGUAACGUCGGUCAAGCCAAGGAGGGUUUCUGUGACACUUGUGUUCCCGGCAAGUGGCUCCAGCUCAAGAACAGUGCCUUCUGGUAUCAUAAGCAGUUCUUCCAUGGAAUCUCGUCGGUGUCGGGCAAGUUGUUUUCGAACCCGAUCCAGACGCGUCAGAUGGAGCAGGACGAUAUCGAGGGAUUGUGCCACCAGUGCAACGAGUGGAUCCCGAUCUCGAACCACAAGCGUCAGAACUCGAUGCUGUGGUACCGCCAUGCACACAAGUGCCAUAUCUACCACAAGCCCAAGACCCAGGGUCAGAGCUCGAACCGGUCAUCUUUCUCGGCUGGUCCAGGUCAGCCCAUGGCUGCAUUUACGGAUGCCGCCACCGCUGCUGCCUUUGCAGCCAACUUGAGCAACGGGAACAGCUUGAUGAGUGGAGGAAUCCAUCCCUUGAGCCAGAACCAUGGACAUGGACACGGACACGGACAUGGACACGGUCUCGGCCACGGCCACGGUCAUGGGAUGGGGAACGGAAGUGGAUCACUGAGCGCGGAGCAGGCAGCUGCUGCUGUUGCUGCAGCUGCGGCCGUCGGCAAUGUUGUCGUGGUUGCUAACCAGCACCAUUGA